AUGGCUGGUGGUUAUGAACUUCUGAAGAGUGGAGAUGACGGUGAAGUCCAGUCACCCAAGUCUUAUCGCACUACACGCCGUGUUGCAAUCGGUCUCGUCGUGUGUCUGGCGUUGGUGACCCUUUCUUUUCUGCACUCAGUGAAGAUAUGUGCUUCACCUACACCCCCUGCUGCCCGUCCCCCAGCCCCGAUUAAUCCUUGGGCUACUCUCACUAUCGAACAGACCGUUCAGAUCCAGAAGUGGUUGGAGCAGCCUGCCCAGGCCCUUAACCUGACGCGUGGGGUUAUAUCGAAGCCUUCCGACAACCAUAUCUUCAUGAUAGAAGCGUACUACCCACCUAAAUCCAGCGUUCUCAGUUACUUUUCAUCAUUGUCCCCAUCGGCCAUUCCGGAAAAAUACGCACGAGUCACAAUCCACCACGGUUCCGCACCGGAACCUGUCGUAAAGGAUUAUCUUGUUGGACCACUUCCAAUUGGAUCGUCUACUCGCAUGCAGCAUUUGACGGAGAUAUACCAUCUCGACGCCAUUCCGCACAAUGCACGUGCCUUUGAUACCCGUGACUGGACUACUCCGGAAAUCUUCGAAAAGAUGGCCGCUCCGUUAAUGGAAGCAUACGAGGAACUCUUGGGUGGUACACCCCAGGAUACUCUUACCACGGCCGGCAGCGGGCCUUUCAGCUUUGACGGUUCAUUCAGACGUCUGUGGCUUGGGUGGCGGCGUAACACUCCCGGCUUCUUCUUACACCCGCUCAAUCUUUAUCAGUACAUCGACCUCAGCGGUACCGAUCCCUCGCAGUGGGAACAGUUAAAGAUCGUGUACAAUCACCAAGUCUUUGACUCCGCCGAAUCAUUCAUGGAAGCAUUCCACAAUGGCAGCCUCAAGCGUGUCCCUGUUGUUGACCCUGACACCGAUCUGUCGUACAGUACUCGUAAGCGUAUCGGAGCCCAACGCGAUCUCGACCAUCUUCCUGGACCUCGUUCAGUGUCAUUUGCUGGUCUGAGAUUCAGAGUAGAUCGUGAUCUUCAGUAUGUUAGCUGGAUGGGUUGGGGCAUGUAUCUCGGUUUCGAUAGAGACAUGGGCUUGAGCUUGUGGGAUAUCAGGUUCCGCGAUGAACGCAUUGUUUAUGAGCUCAGGCCCCAGGAAGCUCUUGCACAAGUAUGUCAACGACUGCUUGGCUCUGACCGCUACUUCGGGAUGGGUCAAUCCGUCCGUGACAUGUUACCGGGCUAUGACUGUCCACAUGAAGCUGUGUAUUUGCCAGCGACCACGUACUCAGAGCGUGCAAUCUGUGUCUUCGAGCACGAUAGCGGUCGCCCUCUUACGAGACAUCUUGGUUAUGAAGAAAAUGAGUUUGGCGCAGUGAAAGGCUACGAGCUCGUGAUCAGAAGUAUUGCUACAGUUGGAAAGUGCGCGAAUUUGUCUCUUUUUGACUAUAUUUUCCAUCUUGACGGAACUAUCGAGGUCCGUGUCUCCGCCUCCGGCUAUCUGCAGGCUGGUUUCUACGACGAAACACAAGGAAAUUAUGGGAACCGGAUCUGGGAAACCAGCACAAACUCGCUGUUAAAGACCACUUUGAGCCAAGAGGUCAUUACCCAGCCUUGGUACCAGGAUGACUGGGGAGAUCAAGUUAUCCAACAAGUAGUCACGCGAGAGUACAUCGACGACGAGAACGACGCCUUGUUGAAAUUCCCAACUAACUUCCAGGGAGGCUAUUCAAUCGUCAAUCAAGAGGAGACCAACAAGUGGGGAACCCCGAGGGGAUACGCGAUCCAUCCAGGAUACUCUCCAAUUCACAAUACGGUCGUUGGUUCUAAGCGGCUCCUGAAGAAUGCGAACUGGGCGCGCUACAAUCUGGCUGUCUCCCGUCGCAAGGAGACAGAACCGUCCUCGAGCAGCUUGUGGAACUUCAACUUGCCAGGAAACCCUCCUGUCGACUUCCAUAACUUCUUCGACGGAGAGAAUAUCACACAAGAAGAUCUGGUUGCCUGGGUGAACCUUGGCAUGCAUCAUCUCCCCCAAUCGGAAGACGCACCUAACACACGAACGAACACAGCGGCAUCGAGCUUCUUCUUGACGCCCCUCAACUACUUCGAUCACGAUGUGUCCAUCGAGUCGACCAACGCUGUCCUCCUGAAGAAUCCAGAAAAGCCUGGCGAUCCAUUUACAUAUAAUGACUACGGUGUUCAGCCCGCUCACUGCCUGCCGGAACAUCCGUCACCCUUCGUGUACCAUCCGGCGAAGAUGUUUGACCUAGAAGGGAAGCCUGCACCUGCUUCGUCGAUUGAAGAGAUGCGUAAGGCCUCGGAAUUGUAUCAUCGCAUCAAGCUUGAGUUGUAA
Messenger RNA from Suillus paluster, 2337 nucleotides. RefSeq names its product copper amine oxidase. Gene Ontology annotation, cellular component: plasma membrane. NCBI's taxonomy places the organism in Eukaryota, Fungi, Basidiomycota, Agaricomycetes, Boletales, Suillaceae. The record is from RefSeq and is a predicted model, not a curated record. The transcript has 12 exons. Bases 1 to 2337 code for a protein of 778 amino acids. Gene Ontology annotation, biological process: amine metabolic process. Gene Ontology annotation, molecular function: primary methylamine oxidase activity; copper ion binding; quinone binding.